Molecule: messenger RNA, 870 nt
Organism: Micromonas pusilla CCMP1545
Lineage: Eukaryota; Viridiplantae; Chlorophyta; Mamiellophyceae; Mamiellales; Mamiellaceae
Exons: 1
Biological process (GO): protein phosphorylation
Molecular function (GO): protein kinase activity; ATP binding
Source: RefSeq, a predicted model, not a curated record
AUGGACAAUCACCCUCAGACGCUCUCCACGCGGCCGGACAUCAUCGGCGACGAAGCCGCGGACGCGCUGAAACCACUGCAGGACCAGAUGAAAGCGUUCAGCAGCGAUGACGCGUACCGAAACAUCCGCAAGGAGUUUAACUGGGACGGCCCGAUCGCGCCGGGGGAUAAGACGUGGGCGGGGAACCCCGCGGCGAGGACGCUGUACAAGACGUUAUCCGCGGAGCCCGUGGCGGCGGCGUCAAUCGGACAGGUGUACAAGGGCACGCUGUGGGACGAGGACGCGGACGGGUGGGAGAAGAGGGCAACUGACACUGACGGCGCCGCGAUCGACGUCGCGGUGAAGGUGCAGCGGCCGGGGGUUUUGCGUCAGAUCGCGCUGGAUCUGCACAUCGCGCGGCUCGCGUUGAUCUGGGUCGAGGAGAGCGGCUUCAACGGCAGCACGGGAUUGGCGAACAUCGUCGACCGCGUCGGGGCGGGGAUCUUCCAGGAGCUGGACUACACCGUGGAGGCGAGGAACGCGGCGGACUUCCGACGGAGCUUGCGGUUCAUGGACUUUCUGUUCGUGCCGAGGCACUACGCGAAGUUGACCGGACGACGCGUGCUGACGCAAGAGUGGAUCGUCGGAAAGCCGAUGAAGGAACUGUCGGACGACGAGCAGUUCCGCAUGGUGCAGAUGGGCGUCGAGUGCUCGAGCGCGCAGCUGUUCCGCACCGGGCUCGUGCACGCGGACCCGCACGAGGGUAAUAUGCUGUACACCCCGGAAGGGAAGCUCGCGCUGCUCGACUUUGGGUUGGUGUGCAGAGUGAACAACGCGCAACAAGAGGCGAUGGCGGGGUGCAUCCUGAACAUUUUGAACCGGGACUGGGGC